AUGGAUCCACGGAAGUCCUCCGGCCCAAUCAUAAAGGUUAAUCCUGUCUCCGCUCUCGCUUCUAGAAGGGGAAAAAACCUUAAUGCUGGUGGUUCUUUCCGGAGACGACGGUCCAUCACCUCCGAUGAGGCCUGCAUAGUUCUGGCCACUCGCCUGCGCAUUAGUGCGAUGUACAAUAUGAAACAUGUUCGGGCCAUGGGUAACAAAAUGUCUCUGGAUGGAAAUAAACAGCGCGCAAUGGGUAUCCGUGAGUUUCCCCUAUAG
Messenger RNA from Penicillium longicatenatum, 264 nucleotides. RefSeq lists its product as uncharacterized. The record is from RefSeq and is a predicted model, not a curated record. Bases 1 to 264 code for a protein of 87 amino acids. The transcript has 2 exons. NCBI's taxonomy places the organism in Eukaryota, Fungi, Ascomycota, Eurotiomycetes, Eurotiales, Aspergillaceae.